UGGAGGGGUAUCCGGCUUCAACGACGGGUCACCAGACCGGUUUUGAGUCAGGGAUUCUUCUGAAAAUAUAAUGACCACUUACUGUGAGUGGUUUUAAGCAACGAUCUCAUAUUUUACUUCCAUAAAAGAAAGAGAGCUGGUAGCCAUGCUGUCCAGGCUGCGGGCGUCAGUGCGUCCGGUGUGUGUGAGUGUGUGUCGUGCGGCUCACACAAAAGAAAAGGGCAAACCACUGAUGCUGAACCCUCGCACCAACAAGGGCAUGGCGUUCACUCUGAAGGAGAGGCAGAUUCUGGGCAUACAGGGGCUGCUCCCUCCUAAAAUUGAGACCCAGGAUAUCCAGGCCAUGCGCUUCCAGAGGAACCUGCGCAAAAUGUCCGACCCCCUGCAGAAGUAUAUUUACCUGAUGGGGAUACAGGAGCGUAAUGAGAGGCUGUUUUAUCGUGUGCUGAUGGAGGACAUUGAGGCUCUGAUGCCCAUCGUCUACACUCCCACUGUUGGCCUCGCCUGCACCCAGUACGGACACAUCUUCAGACGGCCAAAAGGCCUGUUCAUAUCCAUCAUGGACAGAGGUCAUAUCCGCUCUAUACUGGACAACUGGCCGGAGACUAACGUUAAGGCUGUGGUGGUGACGGACGGCGAGCGGAUUCUGGGCCUGGGAGAUCUGGGAGUGUAUGGAAUGGGAAUUCCAGUUGGAAAACUGUGCCUUUACACGGCCUGCGCCGGGAUCCGCCCUGAGAGCUGCCUGCCUGUGUGCAUCGACGUGGGCACAGACAACGAGACCUUACUGAAGGAUCCGUUCUACAUGGGUCUGUACCAGAGGCGUGACCGGUCCCAUCGCUAUGACGAGCUGAUAGAUGAGUUUAUGGAAGCUGUGGUGGAUAAAUACGGCCAGGACACACUCAUCCAGUUUGAGGAUUUUGGGAAUCACAACGCCUUCCGCUUCCUGAAGAAAUACAGAGAAAAGUACUGCACCUUUAAUGAUGAUAUCCAAGGGACGGCGUCUGUCGCCCUGGCAGGAUUACUGGCUGCCCAGCGGGCCACAGGUAAACCAGUGACGGAGCACAGAGUACUGUUUCUGGGCGCAGGAGAGGCGGCCCUAGGAAUUGCCAACCUGAUCGUCAUGGCGAUGAUGGAGGACGGAAUGACACAGGCCGAGGCCAGGAAGAAAAUCUGGAUGUUUGACAAAUACGGCCUCUUGGUCCAGGGUCGAGCUCAGGAGACUGACAGUAAUCAGGAGGCAUUUGUCCACCCGAGCCCUGGAGCUGUCAGCACUUUCUUAGACGCUGUUAACGUCCUCCAACCCACUGCCAUCAUCGGUGUAGCAGGUGCAGGUCGACUCUUCACACAUGAUGUCAUCAAAGCCAUGGGCACCCUGAAUGAACGUCCAAUCAUCUUUGCCCUGAGUAACCCCACUGCCAAAGCUGAGUGCACAGCUGAGGAUGCUUAUAGUCUCACACAGGGCCGGUGUUUGUUUGCCAGUGGGAGUCCGUUCGGACCCGUCACUCUGGAGGACGGCAGCAUCCUCACACCUGGGCAGGGGAACAACGCCUAUAUUUUCCCAGGCGUGGCUCUGGCCGUGAUCCUCAGUGGAGUCAGACACAUCAGUGAUACAGUGUUCCUGGAGGCUGCCAAAACUCUUGCAGAGCAGUUAACUGAUGAGGAGCUGAGUCAGGGCAGGCUGUACCCUCCACUGUCCAACAUCCGCGAGGUGUCUGUCCGCAUGGCCAUCAAGGUGGCAGAGUUCCUGUAUGCUAAGGGAAUGGCAUUCCGGUACCCAGAGCCGCUGGACAAAGAGGCUCUCGUCAGAGCCACAGUGUGGAACACUAACUACGACUCCUUCCUGCCUGACGUCUACGACUGGCCCGGAGUCUCUCACAGUCCCCUCCUGGACUAGAGCAGACAGCCAGGGAGCGACGGACCCGGGAGAGGAGAAGGAGAGAGGAGAGGAGGGGAGGAGAGGCGCUGAUCUUUACUGUCAGACAGCAGGAGAAACAGAGAGAACCUACACUCCUUUUCUCGGUUUUUGAUGUUUUCCCCCUAUUUAUUUCUCUGUGUAAUUCCCUUUAUUAGACGCGGUUUUCAGGUUUAAACAUAUCAGUAUUUUAUAUCCCCAGGCUUUUGUUGCUCUUGUUUUAUGGUAGUCGACGUGUUGCCUUCUCCCUGAGUGUGUGACCUAACACUCCUUAUGCUCAGUGUGUCUCACACACACAUGCUGCUUAACAGUCAGAAACAGCUCCAGACCCGAAUACUCCUGUGUGUAGCGUUGGAGCUGCCAUGUGAAAGCCUGUGUUUAGUGACGUGGGGUUUGCUCCCCUGUGUCACUGACAUGAACCUGUCUCCCUCACAGUCACUGCUGCUGUAGAAACAAACAGAACGAAAGAAAGAGAGAAAUCUUUGUGCCCUUACAUCCUUCUCCUGUGAUCAGAACCACUGGGAAAAAAAACAAACAAAAAAAAACAACCCAUGUCAUUCAGUAAACACAUUCUCACUCCUGUAGGCACUUACUGAGGGAACUGUAUCUUCUCUGUACCCAGCAGUACACUGAAGUAAUUAACUGUGAU
Messenger RNA from Chanos chanos (milkfish), 2561 nucleotides. It is a transcript of the gene me2, whose product is annotated as malic enzyme 2, NAD(+)-dependent, mitochondrial. The transcript is spliced from 15 exons. Gene Ontology annotation, molecular function: malate dehydrogenase (decarboxylating) (NADP+) activity; NAD binding. The coding region runs from base 146 to 1894 and encodes 582 amino acids. NCBI's taxonomy places the organism in Eukaryota, Metazoa, Chordata, Actinopteri, Gonorynchiformes, Chanidae. Gene Ontology annotation, biological process: pyruvate metabolic process; malate metabolic process. Gene Ontology annotation, cellular component: mitochondrion. The record is from RefSeq and is a predicted model, not a curated record.